AUGCGGGAGGCGACGCCGAAGCCGUCGAAGCCCUCGCGGACGAGCUCGCGCUCCAAGGUCGCGCCCGGCGGCGACGCGCCGGCGCCGCCCCGGGCGACGCCGGCCGCGGCCAAGGAGACGGACUGGCGCAUGGAGAAGCAGGUCAUCCGCUACCGGACGGCGGGCUGCUUCGGGAAGACGCACGCGUUCGCCAUCGACGCGGGCCUCGCGGCGCUCGCGCACAACGUGCUCCACGUCCCCGACGCGCAGAUGCGCCGGCUGCACAACGUCUUCGCCAAGAACAUGGGCGCCCACGACGCCGACGAGGAGAUGAGCACGUCCGAGUUCUUCGAGCUCCUGGACCUGGACCCGACGCCGUUCCUCCGGUCGCUCCUCGACGGCAUCAUCUUCGACUGGGCGGACCUCAACAACGACAAGAAGCUCUCCUUCUCCGAGUUCUUCCUGGCCGCGUGCGUCGUCUGCGGCCUCGAGAAGCGCCAGCUCGUCUACUUCGUGUUCGCGCUCUUCGACGCGGACGACGACGGGAAACUCGACAUCCGCGAGCUCGAGCAGAUCUCCGCGGCCGUCCAGGGCAGCCGCUUCGGCGGCACGAACGCCAACUUCCUCGAGAUCUGCGACUCCAUGACGUCCCACCACUCGCUCGACAAGAGCCUCAUGAGCUUCGACGGCUUCCUCGCCGCGGUCGACAAGGCGCCGCACGUGCUCCACCCGGCGCUCCAGCUCCAGGAGCGCUUCGUCGCCAAGACCCUCGGCGCGGCGGCCUGGAAGCGCAUCUUCCACGCCUACGAGGCCGAGGUGGGCGACAGCUUCCACGCGGUCAUGCGCGACGCGGGCCUCCAUCUCCUCGGCGAGAGCCAGCUCCACGGCGGCGUCCACGGAGACGGCGUCUAG
Molecule: messenger RNA, 891 nt
Organism: Aureococcus anophagefferens
Lineage: Eukaryota; Pelagophyceae; Pelagomonadales; Pelagomonadaceae
Exons: 1
Coding region: 1-891 (296 amino acids)
Molecular function (GO): calcium ion binding
Source: RefSeq, a predicted model, not a curated record